AUGUCGCAUUACGGUGGUCCUCCCCCCAACCAGUAUGGUGGUAGUGGUGGUGGUGAUUACUAUGGCCAGCAACAGCAACACCAGGGCCAGGGUUAUUAUCCGCCUCAACAAGGUCACGGUGGUCCCCCACCGCAGCAGGGCUAUUAUCCUCCCGAUCAGCAACAGCAGCAGCACUACGGCCAGCCUCAAUAUGGCGGCCAGCCCCCGGCUCCUUACGGCCAACACCAGCAAGGCUACGCUCCCCCACCAUACGACCAACACCAACAGGGCCAGUACCCCGGCGGUGGUCCCUACGGACACAACCAGCAAGUCCCUCCUCAGGACCGCGGCCACUCGCCCUACCCCCCUCAGCAGGGUCAUGAGCAGUACCAACAAGGCGGCGCUAGUGCUUCAUACUACGGCGGUGGCGCUCCCCAGCAUCAGCAGGGGUAUGCUCCUGGCCCGGGAGGUCCGGAAGGUGAUCGGGGUCUUGGGUCCACGCUCAUCGGUGGCGCGGCGGGUGGGUUUGCGGGUCAUAAGAUGGGUGGUGGAUUUUUGGGGACUGCGGGUGGUGCGGUUCUUGGUGCGGUGGGAAUGAAUAUGGCGACUCAUGAGGUGAAGAAGCACAAGAAGGAGAAGAAGGAGAAGAAGCAUAAGAAGGAUAAGCACCACAAGCGCCGUGGUUCGAGCUCCAGCUCUAGCUCGAGCUCUUCGAGUGAUUAA
Molecule: messenger RNA, 702 nt
Organism: Penicillium subrubescens
Lineage: Eukaryota; Fungi; Ascomycota; Eurotiomycetes; Eurotiales; Aspergillaceae
Product: putative glutamine-serine rich protein MS8
Exons: 3
Coding region: 1-702 (233 amino acids)
Source: RefSeq, a predicted model, not a curated record